Messenger RNA from Ambispora leptoticha, 6855 nucleotides. Lineage: Eukaryota; Fungi; Glomeromycota; Glomeromycetes; Archaeosporales; Ambisporaceae. The record is from the annotation of a GenBank genome assembly.
AUGGAGAAGCGAAUAUUGACAAGACUCGCGCAACGAUUAAUUGAAAUGGGCGUAUCUACUACCGAGAUUCGGUUUCUCUUUGAACAAUUUGAAAAUAGCAAUGAUUCAGUUGAGGAAGUUUUCAUAGAUGCUGAUGGGUCGCCGAUGUCUGUCAUGGACAUGGUUUUCUUUGGAGUUCAAAGGAGUCGUUGGCCGCGUUUCGUACAAUUUGAUAUGAGUCCUUAUGGCUUUUCAUGUCUUGAAAUGAGCAGACUCACCGAUCGACAAUUCCCUCCAACUAGUUCAGGAUAUACUUUUCUAGCCUGGCUUGAUAUCGAAAGCUUUGACCCUCAUAUUAAUUUGACACUUUUGGGUUUGAGCGAUGAUGAACAGAAAUGUUAUUUGCAUGUUUAUAUUGAAGCACAUACACAUAAACUAGUAGUAAACACAUCACCUCAACUAGGUGCUCGAUUUGAAAAUCACGAAUUUCGAACUGGAUGUUGGUAUCACAUUGCACUUGUUCAUCAUCGUCCACGUGCUGGAUCGAUAUCUUCAAUGUCUCUUUACGUGGAUGGAAGAUUUGUCGAAAAUUCAAAAUGUCAGUAUUUAGGGCAGCCUGCGCCCUAUAAACCAAUCCGAACAUUUUUAGGAACGCCUUCUGAUGUUGCAAGACAACUGGGCAAAGGUAAAUCUACUCUAGCAUGGGAUCUCGGUCCAUGUUAUCUAUUUGAGGAUGAUAUCGACGGCGAUAUUAUCAGUGUAUUUUAUCAUUUAGGCCCUAGAUAUUCAUCUAAUUUUCAAGAUUCAUUGGGACAAUUUCAAACUUAUCAGACAUCGACACUUUUAAAUAUGAAACUUGAUGCGAUGAGCCGUAAACGUAAAGAUGCUAAUCUAGAACUUGAUCAUUUGGCGAUGGUGAAUGCCAUAAGAGGAAAUAAUAGUCAAACCCUUCCCGAGGAAAAAAUCAUUUUUUCAUUUUCCGCAAGUAACGUUCUUGUGUCUGGACAGAACGCUAGUAUAUUAGGAUCCGGUCUUUCUGAAGGUACUAUACAAGCGCUGGCGAUUGGAUCAGCAAAUAAAAAAGUCAUUCUCAAUGCGGCAGUUCCAAAAGUGGAACGAGCUUUACGAGUAGCACAUGGACUGGCAUAUCUUAAAGGUGAUCCAAUUGUCGCUAUUCCUUACGGAAUGGACGAUUCCAUUUGGAAGAUUGGUGGAUCUGCUGUUGUUUUAAGAUUGAUUGAAAAAGCUGAGACUACAAAAGAUCUCUACAAAGCCGUUUGUACACUCAUCGAAUUGAUUCGAUUUAGUUGGAGGAAUUCUGAAGAUAUGGAACGAAUUCAUGGAUAUGAAAUUUUGGCAUUUUUACUAAAACAAAAGCAUGGGCUUUUAUCACUGGAACUAUUGAAUUUGUUGCUUGUAUUUGUUGGAUUUAAUCCAAUCAGUCCGACUGAUUCGGUAAUCGUGAAUCCUCUUGCAUACCGUUUCCUUAUUUUGGAUUUUGAGCUAUGGAAACGUGCUGGAGAUACUGUGCAACGUGCACAUUUGCAACAAUUUACAGCUUUUAUUCAUUUAAGUUUGCACCAUCAUUUCAAUGCUAAGCGAUUGAAUGUUGUUAAGAAAAUGUUGGUCGCCUUAAAAACCAAUGCGUAUUCUAAAGACUUGUUGGCCGAGUUUGUAGCCACUUUAAAGAUAGUAGUAAAAUAUAAUUUUACAACCGAAGUAAUACGUGCUAUUGCCACAUUUUUAGUCUCAACUCUGAAUAAACCUUCAGGAAAUCGGCGGCAAAUGCGUAGAGAUUCUUCAUUGAAACGCAGCGUCACUAUACCACCCAAAACAAUUGUGACAGACGUAAGGACAUUACCUCCUGACACACCUUCUAGACAGGUUGGUGUAAUGUUGAUGGAAAUGCUAACGGACAUUGUCUGCGACAAAUUGAAUCCUUUUUACAUUAACAAAUUCUCAACGACAAUCACAAACAAAUGGCCAUUAUUAUUUUUUGGUGAAGAUUCCAAUCCAUCAUGGGUGGUUUGUGCCGCGCGAAUUCUCGCGAGACUUUUUCAUUCUCAAGGGUCAACUUAUAUUACAAAGUUCCGCACGACUUCCGAAGGAUUCAUUGUUAUGCAAAAAUUGCUCCCACAAUGGUGGUAUUUAACGCAACUGCAACAAACGUUAUUUGCAAUGCUGUUUGGUCGAGAUAUUUGCGAUGUACCUAUGGACUUGCCUUUUGAUCUAUUUGCGCUAGUAAAUAUAUAUAAAGGACAGGAUGAACGUACUUAUAUACAAUGCCCUGAUGUGAUGCCAAUUAUUUUGUCCAUGAUGAAGGAAGGAAUUGACGCAAUUGUACAAUUAAGUCGUGAGAUCGAAGACAAUACAUUAAUUCGAGGUAGGACACAAGAUGAUUCGUUGCUACAAACGGACAAAAGACGAUUAAAAUCACAUCGCAGAAAAUCACGAUCACUCACUCGUGAAGUGGAAUUGGCAAAAAAUCGAAUGUCAGAUUUGAUCGCAGCUGAACCAGUCCGGGAUGAAACAAAAGAACAGCUUGCAAAACUCUCUCAAGUACAACAAACACUCGUUCAUUUUAUUGCGGAAAUGUACUCCACAUCUAGUGAAUUUGGUGAACUUUGCUGCAAAAGUGAAGUGAUGGAUGGCAUUGUCGAAAUUCUAUUUCCCAUCGUAUGCGCCUCUGAUGAGGUGUCUGUGGAAAUGGAAUUAAAUUCAAAAGAUAUCGAUCUUUCUUUUGAUUCGGAAUCAUCUUUUGAUGUGCACUUGGGCAACAUUAAUCCUCAUGUUUUGCCAAUCCUUACCAAUAUGAAACGACAGCAAUCGCAAGUUCAUAUUGAUGAGCCAGCUGAGGAAUUGAAGUCUUUUCCGACCGGAAGUGAUGCAAAUAUCAAACCAUUAUUAGGAUUGGAUAUGGUAUUAAGGUCGUUUCCACCAUCUUUAUUGGAUCAUCAGAUCCAAUUCGAGAGCUACAUAUAUUUACAUGUUGUAGCAUAUUUAAAGAGUACUUUACAACUUGAUUUGUCUUUAUUGGCGGAUCAACGUGUCUUCUCUAAUACUGCACGAUUUGCUCAACACGCUGUCGAUGCAAUUUAUCAAGGAUGGUUUUUAAAUGGGCGAAAUCAAUUAUAUGAGCUUAUUACCAUUGUUCUCGAAGCCACGCAACGACAAGAAGAAGCCAAUGGUAAACAACGCGCAUCUGAUUCAACUAUGAACACUCUUUACCGCUCAUUGAAUCGAAUAAUCGUUUUUAAGCUCCACGAGAUUAGUCAAAUCUCACCAGAGGUCUCGAUGAUUAUUGAAAUGCUCACUCAACUUAUAUACCAUCAAAAGAUUAUCUUUGGUCAGUAUAACACAGAUAUAGAUUUUCUUCGGUGUCUGUGUUAUCAUUUAUACAAAUUUUUACUCUAUGAAAACCAGGAUGUUAAAAAGAGUUCGAUGAGCAUUUGGAAGUUGUUGAUGCUUCAGAAACCGAAUGAAAUGCAUACCAUUUUGAAAACUAAGGUUCGAGGAAUAGAAUAUAAAGAAUUGAUCGAAGGAUUCUCUAAACUUUUGGAAAUGGAAAUAGACUCAUUCCUUGAAUGGAUAGAAAUUCGGCGAGAACAACUCGACUCACUAUUUCAAGAUCAUUUCCUCCGAAUAUGGGAAACAGUAAUUGCCAACGAAGUAAGAAACGGCAAAGAAUCGUUAAAAAACGCACAUUCUAAACGGAUGACCAAACUUAAGCGCGUGUAUAAGCGAGGAUCAUUCGACCAAGAUUUCUUUGAUCAAUACAAAAUCAAAACAAAUCAAUGGUCUAAACAUAUACAAGAUAUUGAAAUUAGUAGAUAUUAUAAGUCGUUGCAAGAUAAUGUGGAUCAUGAUAAUUAUGUAAGAUCGGAAUGGGCGAAAACUUCGGUGGAUCUGUUUCGCGAGCGUGCUUUGUGGGGGCCGAAGAGCGAAGUGGAUAAGACUAGUAGAUGGAGGCUUGAUUUUACGGAAGGACGAUGUCGUAUGCGAAGAAAAUUGGAACGAAAUGAAGAUUUGCAAGUCUUCUCUUAUAAACCGAAAAGCAGUAAAUAUGAAAAUGCGGAGGAUAAUAAAUCUUUUACAGCAUCACAACCUCUAGAAUUAAAUAAUCCCAAUAAAUCAAAUACGUUGAAUGUUCCCUCGAUUGGGCCAAAAGUGAAAAAACCUCAAAGACAAAUGACGUUAAGGCCGGGGGAAACCGAAAUAAAACCAUCAGAAGAUUCUGAAGAUACCGGUCAAGAUGGUGAUGAUCAAACCGAUAUAGAUGAGGAGAUGAUUUUCGAGGAAGACAAAAAUCGAAAAGUUAUACGUUCAUUGGAACAUGGUGAUACUGUUUUGGAGAUUUUCAAUAUUAGUCGAAUUAUGGGAUUAGACGCAUGUGAGGGACUCCUAUUAUUAUGCAAACAGAAUUUAUAUCUAUUGGAUAAUUAUUUUCAACGUUCCGACGGCGAAAUUGUUGAUAUUUGGGAUGCACCAGUCAAGGAACGCGAUCAAUAUUUGCAAAUGCUUGCUUCACAUGCUAGCUAUGGUACACAAAAUACUAAUCCAAGUUCUACAGAAAAUAAACACAAGAGCAGAAAAUGGGCUUUCGAGGAUAUAAAAGAAGUUCAUAAAAGGAAAUUCUUAUUUCGUGAUGUUGCCCUUGAAAUCUUCUUCAGCGAUGGGCGUAAUCAUUUAAUUACAUUCAAUCUAAAAGAGAGAGAUGUCGCUUAUAAUAAAUUAGUCGCAAGGGCCACGUUUUCCAUAAGUGCCGCAGAGUCAGUGAUGGGCACGGCUGCUGUGAUCGAUGGAAAAUCACCUGUUUCACCACUACGACUUAAUCCUGCCGCCGGUUUAGCACUUCAACUUUCUAACUUUUUCGGAAACUCAGAGUUAACCGAACUUACUCAACGUUGGGAGAAGCGAGAAAUUUCUAACUUUCAGUAUUUGAUGCACUUGAAUACUUUGGCUGGUCGCUCUUAUAAUGAUCUUACGCAGUAUCCGGUGUUUCCUUGGGUUUUGGCGGAUUAUACCAACGAAGAACUCGAUUUAACAAAUCCAGCAACAUUUCGUGAUUUUUCAAAACCCAUGGGUGCACAAACUCCAGAACGACAAAAGGAAUUUCAAAACCGAUAUCGUUCAUGGGAUCCCGUAAUAAAUGCAACAACCCCAGCAUUUCAUUAUGGAACACAUUAUUCUUCGGCUAUGAUUGUUUGCUCAUAUCUAAUCAGACUUGAACCAUUCACACAACAAUAUUUAAAACUUCAGGGUGGUCAUUUUGAUCAUGCAGAUCGUCUUUUUCACUCAAUAUCUAAAGCUUGGUUAUCGGCAUCUCGGGAAAAUAUGAGCGAUGUUCGAGAAUUGAUACCUGAAUUCUUUUAUUUACCCGAGUUUUUGGAAAAUACAAAUAAAUUCAAUUUUGGAGUUAAACAAGCAAGCGGCGAAGUUAUCGACUCGGUUAUUCUUCCACCUUGGGCUAAAGGUGAUCCAAAAAUUUUUAUCCACAAACAUCGAGAAGCGCUUGAGUGUGAAUAUGUGAGCACGCAUCUUAAUGAAUGGAUCGAUCUUGUCUUUGGAUUUAAGCAGCAAGGGCCAGCAGCUGUUGAGGCCGUCAAUGUUUUUCAUCAUCUUUCUUAUGAAGGGGCGAUUGAUCUGGAUGCCAUAACAGACCCGGUUGAGCGAUCAGCCUCCACAGGCAUCAUAUAUAAUUUUGGACAAACCCCACGCCAACUAUUUACAAAGCCACAUUCAGUAAGAUCAUCCGAAGUCUUAGAACCAAGUUCUGGUUCCUUAUUUAAAUUUGACGAAAGUAUUGAUACACUUAUUCAAUCAAUAAUGCCAAUACAAGAUGUCAGACUGCAAGUGCAUGAUAUUUGCCUAUCGAAUGAUCGUUUGCAUGUAGUUAGUACUCAGAAAUUACUAGUUCCUCCGAAUUAUACACAUUAUGUAGAAUGGGGCUAUGCUGAUCAUAGUCUUCGUCUUCAUCAACUUGACACAAGAAAGAUGAUUGGCUUAUAUGAAAGCUUGCAUUUGGAAACAAUUAGUUGCGCCCGUUUUGCUGAUGCGAGAACUUUUAUAACGGGGGGAACUGACGCUGUAGUUUGUAUAUGGCGAUUUAUAUGGCACGUAAAAGAUCCACAAUUCCGCUUCAUGGAGUGUUUGCGUGGGCAUUCUGCAAAGAUUAAUUGUUUAGCAACCUCGAGAUCUUACAGUGUUAUUAUCAGUGGCUCAGAUGAUAAAACUUGUAUUAUUUGGGACUUGAAUAGGAUGAAAUAUAUUCGACAAUUAGAAGGCCACGAAGCACCUAUACAGUUUGUAUCUAUAAAUGAUACCACAGGUGAUAUUGCUACAUGUUGUGGUCCCACAAUACGGUUAUGGAGUAUAAACGGCGAUCUUUUAAUAACAAAAUCAGCGGUUGAUCCUGUUCUUUGUUGCGUAUUUUAUGAAGGAAAGUUAAACGAAUGGUUCGAGCGUGAUGUAAUAUUAACAGGUCACAAAAAAGGCGUCGUAAAGGUUUGGAAUAAAACAUACGUCGAUGGCGAAAAGAAAGUAUGGAAAUGGUGUCUUGAACAUCGUCAUACACUGAAACACGAAAACAGGAUUGGUGUAAAAUUCUCGGCGGAUAUUGUUGCAUUGUUUACAUCAGCCAAUCAACGUGCUCUUUAUUGUGGCGAUUCAGUUGGUAAAGUACAUGCAUGGGUUCUACCAGACACCAAGAGUGAUCUCCAUUGGAUGCCAGAUAAUUCUACCGACAACUGCUUAAAAUGUGGUCUUAAAUUUGCUAACGAAAACUUCAUUGCAAGACUUGCGGUGGAAUAUUUUGCCUGGGUUGUACGUUCACUGGAAUCGAUAAAAGUGCACGAUUUUGUGAACGCUGCUCUUUGA